Messenger RNA from Nanorana parkeri, 1532 nucleotides. Its product is annotated as voltage-gated potassium channel subunit beta-3. The coding region runs from base 39 to 1244 and encodes 401 amino acids. Gene Ontology annotation, molecular function: voltage-gated potassium channel activity; potassium channel regulator activity; transmembrane transporter binding. The transcript has 14 exons. Gene Ontology annotation, cellular component: voltage-gated potassium channel complex; membrane; cytoplasm. Lineage: Eukaryota; Metazoa; Chordata; Amphibia; Anura; Dicroglossidae. The record is from RefSeq and is a predicted model, not a curated record. Gene Ontology annotation, biological process: regulation of potassium ion transmembrane transport; transmembrane transport; potassium ion transport.
GAUAAGGUAUCCUACCUUUCCCUCUUACCUGUCUCAAUAUGCAAGUUUCAUUUGCUUGCACUGAGCAAACUCUGAGAAGUAGGACCAGCGAGGACCGUCUUUGCCCCAAUCGUCCCUCUGGGGGGCAAAAUGCGGGAAUUGGUGGGCAGAAUAAGCAGCGCACUCCCCCAUUGGGGACCAAAAACCAUAACCAGGUGCUCCCCCAUCUAUCGCACAUCCUACGCGAGUCUACGGCCAAAGCUACGGGUAUGAAGUACAGGAAUCUGGGGAAAUCUGGAUUACGUGUAUCUUGUCUUGGGCUUGGCACCUGGGUGACCUUUGGAUCUCAGAUCACAGAUGAGAUGGCAGAAAAUCUAAUGACAGUUGCCUACGAACAUGGGGUCAAUCUGUUCGAUACUGCGGAGGUGUAUGCAGCAGGGAGGGCAGAGAGGACUCUGGGAAAUAUCCUUAAGAAGAAAGAGUGGAGGCGUUCCAGUUAUGUAGUGACAACCAAAAUCUUCUGGGGAGGACAGGCAGAGACUGAGAGGGGCCUUUCUCGGAAGCACAUCAUCGAAGGUCUCCGGGGGUCCCUGGAACGGCUGCAGUUGGAAUACGUCGAUAUCGUGUUUGCGAAUCGAAUGGAUGCCAACAGCCCCAUGGAAGAAAUCGUGAGAGCCAUGACGUUUGUGAUCAACCAAGGGAUGGCCAUGUACUGGGGGACGUCCCGCUGGAGUGCGAUGGAAAUCAUGGAAGCGUAUUCCGUGGCGCGUCAGUUCAAUCUCAUCCCUCCGGUGUGCGAGCAAGCCGAAUAUCACCUCUUCCAGCGGGAGAAGGUGGAGACCCAAAUGCCGGAGCUGUAUCAUAAGAUCGGUGUGGGCUCCAUGACGUGGUCUCCACUGGCCUGCGGACUGAUCACCGGGAAAUACGCCGACACCAUCCCCGAAAAAUCCAGAGCUUCUUGCAAGGGAUACCACUGGCUGAAAGAGAAGGCUGGGAGCGAGGAAGGCAAGAAGCAGCACUCCAAGGUAAAAGAGCUCCACCCCAUCGCCGAGCGUCUCAACUGCACCGUCACCCAGCUGGCUAUCGCAUGGUGCCUGCGCAGCGAGGGGGUGAGUUCUGUGCUGUUGGGCGUCUCCACUUGUGACCAGUUUAUCGAGAAUCUGGGAUCCAUUCAGGUUCUGUCCCAGCUGACGCCACAGAUCAUAACUGAGAUCGACCAAAUCCUCGGCAACAAGCCCAACAUAAAGAAAGACUCGCGUGCAUGAGGAGCUCCUCGGCACACCCUGGAACCGCCGCGUGUUCUCCGAGGCAUGGGGGGCGAAGGACACAUUACGCUCACCUCGUGCAUGGUUCCCCCACUCUGGCAGCGCUGAGAGAGCGGGAGAACAUUCAACCAGCAAUAAGGGGAGGAAAAAUCAGCUGCCUGCUUAGUUCUCUGUGGUCAGUACAUGCAUUACUCCACGACAACCUGCAAGGGGAGGGGCAAAGGAUUGAAGACGUAUCUAGCAAAGCGGAGAAAAGGACAUCAAUGAUUGGUCAAGGUUUAGUAUGAG